Molecule: messenger RNA, 1155 nt
Organism: Octodon degus (degu)
Lineage: Eukaryota; Metazoa; Chordata; Mammalia; Rodentia; Octodontidae
Gene: Rnf148
Product: ring finger protein 148
Exons: 1
Coding region: 154-1065 (303 amino acids)
Cellular component (GO): cytoplasm; nucleoplasm
Source: RefSeq, a predicted model, not a curated record
GGAGCAAAAUACCUUUGAUCCACACAGACCUCUUCCAUUUAUGUGCUUUAGCAAUCUACUGCCAGUAAUUGAAGCUAUCUAGCUUCUUGAUUUUCUUUUACAACUGAUGUCAUUUUGGUUUCCAUCUCUGUCAGUUGGUAGGCAGAUAGAAGGAUGAACCCAAGUAGACGUCAUCCUUCACCUCCUACUUUCGUUUCAUCUCGGCUCUUGAAGCUUAGCCUCCUUCUGCUACUCAGCCUUCCUGACUCCAAAGGAAAAGCAAUAUGGACUGCUCAUCUGAACAUAACAUUCCAGGUGGGAAAUCGGAUUAUAUCAGAACUAGGCGAAAGUGGAGUGUUCGGGAAUCAUUCUCCUCUGGAAAGAGUAUCUGGUGCUGUGGUACUUCCUGAUGGAUGGAAUCAGAAUGCUUGUAAUCCACUCACCAAUUUCAGCAGACCUGAACAGGCAGAGUCGUGGCUGGCCCUCAUUGAAAGAGGAGGCUGUACUUUUACACAUAAAAUCAAUGUGGCAGCAGAGAAGGGAGCACAGGGGGUGAUCAUCUAUAACUAUCCAGGUACUGGCAACAAAGUGUUUCCUAUGUCUCACCAGGGAACAGAAAACAUAGUGGCAGUGAUGAUAGGCAACCUGAAGGGCAUGGAGCUAUUGCACUUAAUCCGGAAAGGAGUGUAUGUAAAUAUCAUCAUCGAAGUGGGAAGAGUCCACAUGCCCUGGCUGAGCCAGUGCAUCAUGUUUUUGUUUACCUUUCUGUCAACCACAAUUGCUUACAUUUUUUUGUACUGUGCUUGGAGAUCUGGCAUGCCCAUCUAUUCUGCCAGGAGGCGAAGACAAGUGAAAGCUAGUGUGAAGAAAGCUGUAGGCCAGCUUCAGCUUCGAGUGCUCACCGAAGGGGAUAAGGAGGUAGACCCACAUGAGGACACGUGUGUCAUUUGUUUUGAUGUAUACAAACCACAAGAUGUAGUGCGUAUUUUAACUUGCAAACAUUUUUUCCACAAGACGUGCAUUGACCCCUGGCUUUUAGCUCGUAGAACAUGCCCCAUGUGCAAGUGUGACAUCCUGAAAACUUAAGCACAGAGGACCUUCUGAAGAUGGGGCGGAUCUUUCCUAAGAUUGAGAUUAGAUGAAUUUUCUUACCUCGAUUUCUAUGGAAAGUGUCAA